AGCAGUACGAGCACCCGUCACAGCAAGCAUCAUAUAUAAAAGAAGGAAUGGUGUUUCGGUCAGCCACAUUAGACAACAUGAGUCAAGAAGAUGUCGAUGGAUUCAUUCAAGCCCAUGGCAUCAAUACGAUUCUUGAUUUACGUACAGGGACGAGAAGGACUGCCUAUUGAUAAAAGUUUCCCUACCACAGCAUUAGACAAUUUGUCACCCAGUGCUCUUGUAGCGGGGGAGAAUGCCGACGAGACAACAGCGGCCAAGAAAGCCGAGGUCUUCGGAACCACAGGUCAGGGCACGUUGGUUCGAAAGAAAUACAGAGUAGAUUUUGCAGGAAAGAAUUUUCAAAGAUAUUGCGUCUUUGCAGCCUGUUCUUUCCCAUUGAAACUGUAACGCCGCGAAUAACACAAAGCUCCACACAGCUCACCAGUAGAAAAAACUGAUGGGAUUCCUUCUUUUAUAGGUACAUUAUUUGUUUAAUGCUUUUCUGUCAACGUCAAAAAGCGACGUUUAUCAUUGGACAAAAAGUGCUCUCGAAAAUGGGCGUCAACAAGAUG
Messenger RNA from Mycotypha africana, 551 nucleotides. RefSeq lists its product as uncharacterized. The coding region runs from base 91 to 387 and encodes 98 amino acids. NCBI's taxonomy places the organism in Eukaryota, Fungi, Mucoromycota, Mucoromycetes, Mucorales, Mycotyphaceae. The record is from RefSeq and is a predicted model, not a curated record. The transcript has 4 exons.